Molecule: messenger RNA, 1038 nt
Organism: Pteropus alecto (black flying fox)
Lineage: Eukaryota; Metazoa; Chordata; Mammalia; Chiroptera; Pteropodidae
Gene: C1QA
Product: complement C1q A chain
Exons: 4
Coding region: 57-794 (245 amino acids)
Molecular function (GO): protein binding
Source: RefSeq, a predicted model, not a curated record
CAGUCAAGUUGACCAUUGGAGGCAGGAGUAUAUGAACGUGUGUGUCCAGUGGCAUCAUGGAGGCUCCAUGGGGCUGGCUGGUGGUCGGUGUGCUGGCCAUGUCCGUGGCCUCUACAGUGAGCCAGAACGUGUGCCGAGCACCAGAUGGGAGAGACGGGGCUGCAGGACCACCUGGACGACCCGGGAGGCCAGGCCUCAAGGGAGAACAAGGGGAGCCAGGAGCCAUUGGCAUCCGGACAGGCAUCCGAGGCCUUAAAGGAGACCAGGGGGACCCUGGCCCCUCUGGAAAUCCUGGCAAAAUGGGCUUCCCUGGGCCCAGUGGUCCCCUGGGUGCCCCGGGCAUUCAAGGAUUGAAGGGCAGCAAGGGCAGCCAGGGAAAUAUCAAUGACCAGCCUCGACCAGCCUUCUCAGCCAUAAGGCGGAAUCCACCGAUGGGCGGCAACGUGGUCAUCUUCGACAUGGUCAUCACCAACGAGGAAGGCCGCUAUCACAGCCACUCGGGCCGGUUCAUCUGCGCUGUGCCAGGCUACUACUAUUUCACCUUCCAGGUGGUGUCCAAGUGGGACAUCUGCCUGUCCAUCAUGUCCUCCAGGAAGGGCCAGUUCCCACGCGCCUUGGGCUUUUGUGACGCCAACAGCAAGGGAAACUUCCAGGUGGUAUCUGGGGGCACGGUGCUCCAGCUCCAGCAGGGAGACCAGGUCUGGAUCGAAAAGGACCCCGCCAAGGGCCGCAUUUACCAGGGUUCUGAGGCGGACAGCGUCUUCAGCGGCUUCCUCAUCUUCCCAUCCACCUGAGCCAGGGAGGACCCCCUCCCCACCCUUGCCUCAUCUGCUUCCUGCUGUGUGACCCAAGCCUACUCAUUCCACCUCUCUGGUGUGUCUGCUCUGCUCUGUAACGUGGGGGUGCUGCUCUUUUAGCUGAAGAGAGAUCAUUCCCUAGGACUCUUCCUGGAAUAAAUAUCUGAGUCCAUGUCUGCUGGCUCGAGAUUCCGUUGCUACGCUGAGCAUUGGAAGGGAGGCAUAAGAACGACAACAAUUA